Saimiri boliviensis boliviensis (Bolivian squirrel monkey) is the source of this 294-nucleotide messenger RNA. Its product is annotated as defensin alpha 4. Gene Ontology annotation, cellular component: extracellular region; extracellular matrix. Gene Ontology annotation, biological process: disruption of plasma membrane integrity in another organism; antimicrobial humoral immune response mediated by antimicrobial peptide; cellular response to lipopolysaccharide. Lineage: Eukaryota; Metazoa; Chordata; Mammalia; Primates; Cebidae. The record is from RefSeq and is a predicted model, not a curated record.
AUGAGGACCCUCGCCCUCCUCACUACCCUUCUCCUGGUGGCCCUCCAGGCCCAGGCAGGGCCACUCCAGGCAAGAUGUGAUGAGGCUGCAGGCCAGGAGCAGCGUGGGGUCGACAACCAGGACGUAUCUAUUUCCUUUGCAUGGGACAAAAUCUCCGCUCUUCAGGUUUCAGGCUCAACGAGGGGCUUGGCUUGCACUUGCAGAUUAGUGUACUGCCAGCCAGCAGAACAUAGUGUUGGGAGCUGCAUCAUCGGCGGUAUGGGCUUCACAUACUGCUGCUCGCUUGAAGAUUAA